UCUGAAUAUCUAAUCUGUGAUUUACAUAUACCGCCGCAGCCAUGUCUGGAAGCGCCUACGAUCGACACAUUACCAUCUUCUCAGACCAGGGUCGUCUGUAUCAAGUUGAAUAUGCCUUCAAGGCCAUCACCUCCGCAAACAUCACCUCAUUAGGUGUCAGGGGGAAGAACUGCGCCGUGGUUCUGUCCCAGAAGAAGGUCGCUGAUAAAUUGAUCGACCCCUCCUCCGUUUCGCAUAUCUUCAAGCUUUCCCCUUCCGUCGGAUGUGUUAUGACCGGCUCCAUCGCCGAUGCCAGAGCGAGUGUUGACCGUGCCCGUGGAGAGGCGGCCGAGUUCCGAUACAAGUACGGCUACGAGAUGCCCUGUGAUGUCCUUGCCAAGCGCCUUGCGAAUAUCAACCAGGUCUACACGCAACGGGCUUACAUGCGCCCGCUCGGCGUCGCCAUGACCCUGAUUUCCGUGGACGAUGAGAAGGGGCCCCAACUCUACAAGUGCGACCCGGCAGGAUACUAUGUCGGGUACAAGGCGACCGCAUCCGGCCCCAAGCAGCAAGAGGCGCUGAAUCACCUGGAGAAGAAGCUGAAGAACAAGGACUAUGCCGAGGGCAGCUGGGAGGAGGUGGUCGAGCUGGGCAUCACCGCCUUGAGCAAUGUGUUGAGCGUCGACUUCAAGAAGCAUGAGCUCGAGAUCGGCAUUGUCGGAGGGCCUCGGGCUGAUGGCAAAGAGGGCACAGAUCCAAGCUUCCGUGCCUUGACAGAGGACGAGAUUGACGAGCGGCUGCAGGCCAUUAGCGAGAAGGACUAAGUGAGUUGAGGAAGCAAGCAUCCAUUGUUGUUAGAGACAAACGAUCCAUGAAUACUACUUUUUGUGACGCUACUAUUGGAACUUGAUUAGCCAACCCCCGAUCUGGUAGAUGUGUUCCCUAGGUCUUUCCUCUUGACUUGUCAACUGCCGAUCGAUCUCAAAACUUGGACAGACGUCCGUGCAGGCGCUUACUCGGAGUCGGAGAUGGUGAAGCUAGAGGUCCCACUUGUUUCUUCAGACGGUGGCGAUUUGAAAGCAGGGGUCAGAGUCAAUGUGAUAGACCUGAGGCCCUUGCUGCAAGAUGACAGGCUUGAUGAAAUAUCGGAGAGCAGACGACAGCGGCCCCGCUGCGGGAGUUGAUUACAAGUAGCAUCACAUUGGGGCAUGGAGUAAGAAUCGCGUGGAAUGCAGGUGUUGUAAGUGAGGUGGCCG
Messenger RNA from Aspergillus fijiensis CBS 313.89, 1235 nucleotides. RefSeq names its product proteasome core particle subunit alpha 1 (gene prs2). The record is from RefSeq and is a predicted model, not a curated record. Gene Ontology annotation, cellular component: proteasome core complex, alpha-subunit complex; cytosol; nucleus. Gene Ontology annotation, biological process: ubiquitin-dependent protein catabolic process. Bases 42 to 803 code for a protein of 253 amino acids. The transcript has 5 exons. NCBI's taxonomy places the organism in Eukaryota, Fungi, Ascomycota, Eurotiomycetes, Eurotiales, Aspergillaceae.